Messenger RNA from Prorocentrum cordatum, 2017 nucleotides. The record is from the annotation of a GenBank genome assembly. Lineage: Eukaryota; Dinophyceae; Prorocentrales; Prorocentraceae.
CCCUCCUUCUCCUCCUCCUCCCCCUCCUCCUCUUCCACCCGCAGCCAGGCAGCCACUUUGGCCCCAGGCCCUAGGUUGGGGUGGAGACUCGCUGGAAACCCACCUGCCCGGAGUUCGGACUGGCCUGAGGCCGCGAUGGCACCCGGAGGCGGAAGGGCCAGGUGCCUCGCGAGGUGGGCGGCGGCCUUGCUGCCGCUGUGCCUUGCGCUGGGGGCGCCGAUUUGGCGGCGAGGGCGCGGUGCCGCUGCGUGGGCUCUCCCACCGCGCGGGUCCGGCAGCCGCCGCGACCAGCGGCCCUGUUGCCACGUGGCGGCCAGGCGCGGCGGCUUCCGCCGACCAGGACGACGCCGACGCGGAGGGCCGACCAGGGCGACGAUUGCAGAUUGUAGCGGUGCUGCAAGGGGGUCCAGCUGUCGCUGGCGGGGCUGGCGCCGUUCUGUCUCGGGUCGAGCCGUACCCGCAGCCGCACCCGCAGUCGCAACCGGGGGACGCAGACUGGGCCCGCAGGUGGAGGUGCCCCAGCUGCACUUGGGAGCCCUGCCCCAGCGGGGAGGAGGGGGCUUGGAAGGUAUGAGCCCGAAGCUCGCCUGCGCGCGCCCAGAGGGUUGGUGCAAAUCCCGAUCGACGGCUCAUCAUAGCAGUCGUCAUCGAAGACGGAGGGACUUCUCAGAAGCCCCUCCGGCCUUCUGAGAAGUUGUCCCGUGUCUUCGGGGAGGGCUCAGGAGACUUCUAGGAAGGCCGGCAGGACGUCCGGGCCUCGUGAGAAGGCCCGCCCCUUUCUCAUUUCCCCCCCCCCUCGCUCGCCGCCGAGUUUGGGGCGCGCGGCGAAGAAAAUCACAGCAGUCUGGGUGUCCCAGACGACGGCCAGGCGCGGGGUGGACUGGCUGGGCGGCGCGCCGCCAGCGGGGCCGUGGAGUGGCUCGAGUCGCAGGGCCACAAGGUGCUGUCCGAGAGGGGCACUGGGGGGAGCAGCUGGUCCUCGUUCCGCGAGGUGAAGGCCGACAGUGGCGAGUACUUCGUCAAAACAUCCGGCAGGCCCGCCGCCGCGAUGUUCGAGGGGGAGGCCAGGGGGCUUAGGGCCAUGGGCGCUGCCGGCAGCGCAGGGGGCGUGAAGGUGCCAGAGGUGCUCCACUUCGGCGACGACCCGCGCGGGGGUUCUUUCAUCAUCAUGGAGAAGCUCGACAUGGGCGGCAGGAUGGACAUGGGCGAGUUCGGACGUGCGAUGGCAAAGAUGCACCUGGCGGAACCACUGGACAAGGAGGCGAAGGCGGGCAGCUUCGGCUUCCCGCUGGACAACACGAUCGGCGGCACGCCGCAGAAGAACCCGUGGACCAGUGACUGGCCCGAGUUCUUUCGGGAGCACCGCAUUGGCUUCCAGGUCAAGCGCGCCCGCGAUUCGGCCCUCACGGGCAUGUGGAACAGCGUCUUGGACAAGACCGACGGGCUGCGCGACCUCUUCUCGGACGGCGAGGUUACCCCUUCGGUGAUCCACGGCGACCUGUGGAGCGGAAAUUACGCAGGCAGCAACCAGGGCCCCACCAUUUUCGACCCCGCGACCUAUUACGGUCACCACGAGGCCGAGUGGGGGAUGGCUUGGUGCGCCGGCUUCAACGGUCAGUUCUGGGCCGGCUAUCGCGAGGUCAUCCCGAAGGCCCCUCUCUUCGAGAAACGGCGCGCCCUCUACGAGGCGUACCAUUUGAUAAACCACUACAACCUCUUUGGAGGCGGCUAUUUGUACCAGGGCAUUGGGUCGUUGGAGCAGCUGCUUUGACCGUUUUUCUCGCGUGCACCGCCGUCUCCAAAAAGCGGUCUCACUUUCGGUGACGUUUCUGUUUCUCUGUUUUUGUCUUUCUCUCUCUCUCUCUCUUUCUAUCUCUCUCUCUUUCUCUCUCUCUCGUUGGGGGGGGAGGGGAAGGACACUCCCCCGCACCCGGGGAGCAACCAGGCCCGGGCAAGGCAGCUGGCGGCGGCUCCCCGGCGCGAAACCACACCGGCCCGCGUGCGACAAGAACGCCAG